This is a messenger RNA of Camellia sinensis, 2533 nucleotides long. RefSeq names its product Tetratricopeptide repeat (TPR)-like superfamily protein. The record is from RefSeq and is a predicted model, not a curated record. NCBI's taxonomy places the organism in Eukaryota, Viridiplantae, Streptophyta, Magnoliopsida, Ericales, Theaceae. Gene Ontology annotation, molecular function: protein binding.
AAAAAACCCCUAUACAAACUCCACCCAUCCCACACCGUGUUCACCACCGCAGCCCACCAUCUUUCCACUAACACCGCCGCCCUUACUGCGCCAGUGUCCUCCUCCUCCUUCGACGCUGGCCCUCGUCGCCCUAAGAUGGAAGUCGACAAAAUCGAUGCCGUCGCCCCGCCAUCGAAAUCGUUCAUAGAGUUUGAAUCUCCGGCAACGCUAGAUUUCUGAAACAUAGCUGCCUCUUGGUUUGCUGCUUCUGUUGUUAAGCCCUGCCUCUGAAUAUUAACCAGAGAAUUUUCUUUGAAGAGGUUUGAUGGUUCUUUAUGUUUCUUUCUCAUGGUGUCCGUCGAUUUCUCAGAAACUACAAGCCCCUUUUUGCUUCCCAUAUUGAUCAGCAUUUUGUCUAUUGGAAGAAAAGUUCCAUCAAAUGGGUACAUUCCCUUCAACAAUUCAAACAAAAAAGACCCUUUCGUCAAAUUAACAAACACAUGAAAAAGCCUCUCAAACCUAUCGAGAAAAGAGAUUUGGACCAAAAAGUUUAUUCAAGGGAUACCAUUAGAAACAUAUCAAACAUAUUAAGGUAUUCAACUUGGGAUUCUGCCCAACAACAGCUAGAGAAGCUCACUAUAAGAUGGGAUUCUUAUACGGUCAAUCAAGUUCUCAAAACCCAUCCGCCAAUGGAAAAGGCCUGGCUGUUUUUCAAUUGGGCUUCUCGGCUAAAAGGUUUUAAACAUGACCAGUUUACUUGCACAACCAUGCUGGAUAUUUUCGGAGAAGCUAGGAGGAUAUCAUCAAUGAGGUAUGUUUUUGAGCAGAUGCAAGAGAAAGGGAUCAAGGUUGAUGUGGUUACUUAUACGUCACUUCUGCAUUGGUUUUCCAAUGAUGGGGACGUAGAUGGUGCAGUGAGGAUUUGGGAGGAGAUGAAAACUAGGUGUUGUGAUCCAACAGUUGUGUCUUUUACUGCUUACAUGAAGGUUCUAUUUGAUCACAACAGAGUGAAGGAGGCUACCAAGGUCUACAAGGAGAUGCUGCAAUCUGGUUGUUCUCCGAAUUGUUACACGUACACAGUUCUAAUGGAGCAUCUUGCUGGUUCUGGCAAAUACAAAGAAGUUCUUGAGAUUUUUAACAAAAUGCAAGAAGCUGGGGUUCAGCCUGAUAAAGCCACAUGUAAUAUUUUGGUUGAGAAAUGUUGCAAAACAAGGGAGACAUGGGCAAUGACCCAUAUUCUUCAGUAUAUGAAAGAAAACCGCUUCGUCCUUCGUUACCCCGUUUAUCUGGAAGCUCUUGAAACUUUAAAAGUUGCCAGUGAGAGUGAUGUUCUCCUCAGGCAAGUUAAUCCACAUUUUUCUAUCGAACGUGCCAACAAGGAUGAGAUAGAUGAUUGUAAUGCAAUUAGUACCGAUAUUGAAUCUGUUAUUGAUGGAAGACUUGUAUUACAUUUCUUGAGAAGGAAAAAUUUUGUUGCUGUUGACUACUUGCUUUCCUACAUGAUGGAUAAGAAUACUCGAUUGGACUCUAGGAUAAUCUCAACUGUCAUUGAGGUCAACAGUGCUCAUUGCAGACCAACUGGUGCUUUAUUGGCCUUUGAAUAUGGUGUGAAAAUGGGGCUAAGGAUUGAGAGAACUGCAUAUCUUGCCUUGAUCGGAGUCUUCAUCAGAACAAAUUCAUAUCCCAAAGUUAUGCACAUUGUUGAGGAAAUGAUUCGGGCUGAAAUUUCUCUUGGAACGUAUCUGGGUGCACUCUUAAUUUAUAGGCUUGGUUGUGUUAGAAAACCUGGCUCUUCUGCAAAGAUAUUUGAUUCAUUGCCCGAUGAGCAGAAGAACACGGCCACUUAUACUGCUUUAAUCGCUGCCUACUUCUCAUCAGGGAAUACCGAUAAAGGACUUAAAAUGUUCACGGAAAUGAAAAGGAAAGGGGUUCGUGCUGCACUGGGUACAUACAAUGUGCUAUUAUCGGGUCUUGAAAAAGGUGGCAGAGUUCACGAAGUGGAAUGUUUCAGAAGGGAAAAAAAGAACCUGCAAGGUGAUGGCCGUUUUGAAGACACAGUUCCAUUGGAGGAAAUGAUUUGUAAUCGCUUAUUUGCAGGGGAUGCAGUAUCUUGACAUAUAAGAUUGGACCGUAGUUUCAGAAAAGAGUUUUUGGUCACUAGAUGUAGCAGAAUGUGAGGAGGGCUAUCAAUCAAAACCGACUGUACUGUUUGUUUCAUGUAUUUUCUCUCCGAGUUUCAUCUGAUUGGAAAUUUUAGAGUUCUGGGCAUUAUUCAUUUCUAAAUUAUUCAAUUUUUGUAUAUCCUUGUUCUGGGCAAUAUCUCAUUCACAAUCAUCAUAAAUUCCUUGGAGUUCAGGCAAAAUGAUGCAAAUUGGAGGAGCACAAAUUAAUAGUUCCGACAAGCUCUUGGUAUAUCUGAAUUUUGACACUGCUGAAGAUAGCAUGCAAUUGUUGUGUGUGUUUUUGUGCUGCUUAUGUUAUGUAUGUCCCUUAUGGUUGAAGUUGACGUUAUUAGGCAAAAAAUUGAAGUACUGCAUGUUCUUUUGUUGGUGAA